UUUUUUUCUGUGGGAACCCUGUACUAUAACAUACUAUAAAAUUUAUAUAUAUAUAAAAUGAUUUUGAAUAUAUAUAUAUAGAAAUGAUUUUGAAAACAUUGAUAUCUGUUUUAGUUUAUAUCAUUUCUGACUGAUAUAUAUAGAAUGUCUCUUAUUUUGAAAAUAUGGUCUGUUGAUCAAUCCAAAAAAAAAAUAGUUUUGCUAAAGAAAGAUGAAGACUUCCUUACUAAGGUUGCCAGUAAAUUUGGUUUGUUGUCAGGAAAUGAUCUUAAAUUUGCAUUUCAAACCGAUGGAACAGAAAUUGAUGAUUUUGACUACGAAGUGUUGAAACAUUUUUCUGAUAGCGGUACAACUAUUACAGUGCUUGUCAAUGAUGAGAAAUGGGUACCUAACAACUUGGCUGUGUUAACCCCUGAGGUUUGCAGUUCUGCAUGUAUUAAAGAGGACUGUUUUGAUACCAAUAAAGCAUUUGUCUUUACCGGCCAAACGAUAUUGAGUCAGGAUGAUACAUUUUCUUGUUCAAAUGCGUUAAAGGCUUACCUAGCACAACAUCCAAAUACCUUACAAUAUAUGAAUGAAAUAAAUAAUUUCAAUGUCAAUUGCAAUGCAAGACAACAUAUUGUUAGAGUUGUUAUGCACAAAAUGGUUUGCUUAUAUGGAAACUAUCCAAACAAAUUUCAAAAAAGCAAUGUUGCAGUAUUGCUAGGUGAAACUCUUGGAUUGCCAAGCAGAAUUUUUUAUGAUCCUGUAAGUUAUAAUGGGUAUCUUGACAGGGCUCUGGAAAAUGCAAGGAGAAAGUUAUUGCCUUCAGCUAAAAAGCAUACCUGGUCACAAAAAAGGGAAGCAGUUAAAAUCAAAAUACCUGAUUCUACUGUUUCCAGGGUUUUUACUGAAGAAACAGAAGAAGCUUCUUGCUCAAAAAAAUGGAAAGAAGGAUGUCCUCGUGGCUUGGCGGAUUGUUUGAUAUGUGGAGGUGUUUCAAACAUUGAAGAUGUUGACAAACUAAGAUAUCUUGCCUCCAUCAGAGUCGAGGAAGUAAAACGAUGUACACAAUCUACUUUUUGUUUGCGACAGACAUGGGUUGCAGAUGAGAAACCAGUCUUGUCUACGAUUAUAAAAAAUUAUCCUAAAUUUGCAUUAAUUCCUGAAUUGAUUGAUAUUGAAUUUUCAACCAAAUAUCCUAUAUGUAAGCCACAUUUAUUGGAUACAUUUUUGAAUAAAACUGUUCAGCCACUUUAUCAGUAUUGUGGACUAAUGAAAGUUAGUUAUCUGACAAACCUAGUCAAUGCACCUAACCAGAGUAAUGAUGAUUGGCGAGUGUAUAAUGCAUGCAAAAUGUUAUGCUAUUUAUUACGGAAAGGAGGAAAGCAAAGGAAAUCUGCCCCUGAGAUAAUGGAACACAUUAUGAUAUGCAAUGUCGGUGAGUCGAUUGCAUUUUUCGCAGAAAAUCUUGAGAACCCAUAUCCUGUUUUGUUAAUACAAGGGCAGGAAGGCGAAACUAUUUUAUCAAUAAACAUUGCAUAUGAAAAAAAAAUAAUCAAUGCAGGCAAAUCUAUAACGGAAGGUAUAGAUCGAAUGCUUAAACUUUACUGGUGUUUCAAUAUUCAAUAUGAUCCAAUUUCUGAUUAUUUUUGGCAGUUCAUUCAGACUCAUUAUGAUCUUGACACUGGAAAAAAGCCUAAAUGUGUAAUUGAACUACUGGCUAGUUUACUAAAAUAUACAAUGUAUUCAAGUAAUAGUUUCUGAUUUUUUUAUCUCUAACAAAUAUGUUUUUAUUUUAUUGAUUUAAUCUAUCUUGAUAUCUUUUUUUAAACUGAAAGAAAAAAGCUCAAAAGAGACUCUUUUUAGUGGAAAUUU
This is a messenger RNA of Hydra vulgaris (swiftwater hydra), 1857 nucleotides long. RefSeq lists its product as uncharacterized. Gene Ontology annotation, biological process: apoptotic process. The record is from RefSeq and is a predicted model, not a curated record. NCBI's taxonomy places the organism in Eukaryota, Metazoa, Cnidaria, Hydrozoa, Anthoathecata, Hydridae.